AUGACAAGUAAUAGUACAGUCACAUAUACCUCAAUUGACGCUAAACUCGAGCCAAGCUCAACUACAAAGCAAAUGCCACCAGCGUUAUUCUAUCCAGUUAAUGUAAAGAACCUACAGUUGGGCAAUAGACUAGCAGUAUCGUCGAUGUGUAGCUAUGCAGCUGGGCCAGGAAACCAAAUUGCCAAUUUACAUUUAUCUCGCUACAAAUCGUUUUCUGCUCAACAUCCCGGAUUGAUUAUGAUUGAAGGAAUGUGUGUUGAUCCAAAGGGUAAAUUGGAUGACAAGGAAUUGGGUAUUUGGAAUGAUGAACAAGCAAAAAAGUUGAAACAAAUUGUUGAUGAAAUUCAUAAAGAUGGAUGUGUUUGUUGUGUUCAGUUGUCUCAUGGUGGACGGAAAGCCAUUGGCGAUGGUGAGUUUGACCUUAAUGGAAGAGCCAGCGAACACAAUGACUCAUCUAGAGGAGGAGAUGAUGAUAAUGAGAUACUUGCUCCAUCGGCAAUUGCAUACGAUAAUCGACUGAAAGUUCCCAAGGAAAUGACAUUGGCUGAUAUUCAACAUGCCAUUGGCAGCUUUGUUGAAGCUGCCAAACGAGUCGUGACUAUUAGUAAAGUUGAUAGUGUUGAAAUUUCGUGUUGUAAUGGCAACUUGUUGCAUCAGUUUAUGAGUAAAGCCACCAAUUUACGUCAUGAUGAAUAUGGAUGUCAAUCAAUUGAGUCAAGGUGCAAGAUUUUGUUGGAUAUAAUUGAUCAAGUGCGGAAAGCCAUCGGUGAUGAUGUGCCAAUCUUUGUCAAAUUAUCAGCUUGUGAUAAUUUGUUUAAAGACGAGUCAUUGGAUGAAUUUUUAUCCAUUGCUGAUUUGAUCAUUGGCACGGGUCAAGUAUCCUUAAUCCAUGUAACAUCAGGUAAAAUCACCCCCAAUUCAAAGCCUCGUUAUUCAUUGAAUUCAGAUCCAAAUAUACCAGGUCAUAUUCCAUUGGCUUCAAUUUUGAAAAAACACGUCAAAAAUAAGUGUCUUGUCGGUUGCAGUGGUGCUUUAGAUAUGGAUGUGGUCAAAUUGAACCAUUACGUCGAUGAUGGAAUGAUUGAUGUUGCAUUCAUUGGUCAAGGAUUUUUGGAGAUGCCAAAUUUGGUGAAUCAAAUUGCUGCAAAAUUGAAUCACAAGAUUGAAUAA
Molecule: messenger RNA, 1170 nt
Organism: Lodderomyces parapsilosis
Lineage: Eukaryota; Fungi; Ascomycota; Pichiomycetes; Serinales; Debaryomycetaceae
Exons: 1
Coding region: 1-1170 (389 amino acids)
Cellular component (GO): intracellular anatomical structure
Molecular function (GO): NADP binding; FMN binding; NADPH dehydrogenase activity
Source: RefSeq, a predicted model, not a curated record